GAUAAAUGUAUAGAGAGGCAACACUGCCGUACACUAUUGCUGUUAUUUUUUUUUUGUUGGUAAUGCAAGCUUCAAGUUAAAGGACACUGUAAAAGAAAACAAUAACCUCAGAGUAAAGAUCACAAAAAUAUAGUUUGCGUUUAGAUGUCGGAUACCGCUGUUAUUUCUUCUUCUGUUGUUUGCAUAAUGAUAUUACAUCCGCACCAAUGAGAUCAUCAGUGAGUUAUAUAUUGUCCAGCCCAGCACCAGACACAAGAAUGUCUCAUCCAGAUUAUGACCAGAUUGCCCAAGAUCACGCCUCCAUUCUUAUUCUUGUUCAUCAUCAAGAAGGUUUAUUGAAACCAAAGUCAUUCACUAAAGUAUGGGACAAAAUCCGAAGAGUAAACCAUACAAAGGUGACAGAUUCAGCUGGAGUCACCCGCCAAGUUUACAUUCGUUAUGUCAAGGACUAUCCUGUUGAAAGCAACGAUUGGGGGGAAUUUCAAACACACCGCCGAUUACUUGGCCUUAUUUCAGUUGGUCAGUACGAGUCUCAAACUGACCUAAAUGAAAUCUGUAGAUUUCAUGAGUCACUUAAAGUCAGGUACACAACAACACUCUAUGAUUCACGUUGCAUUCUAUUUGGAAAGGAAAAUGAAGAAUUGCAAACUCCUUCAAACUUCAAAUCAUUGCCUCUCUGGUAUUCAGAUGUUGAGUCUUGUUCAGAUUUGGAAUCUCAAGUUUCUGAACUCUUGAACUCACUGUUUUGGGUGCUAGAAUCAAAACGACAGCUUUUCUCUGGUGUUUCACCCCUCUUCUCCAGGAUGCAUCGUUCUCAUUCACAGGAGAGAAGUCGUGAAAAGCUAGAUCGUGUCCCUCUACUCUUGGCUCCAUUUGAGAGAAAAGACAUAGUUGGUUUGGAUUUGGAGUCAAGAACCAACAAAAAGAAAUGUAUGGGUCGCAUGAUUAAACAUCUUGGCGACCUCAGUCUCCAGGCUGGAGUUCCCCAUGAAGCUUUACAACAUUAUAUUUCAGCUCUUGACACAUUACGUUCUGUUAAUGAUUGGCUAUGGCUUGGGGGUGCUGCCGAGGGGCUGUGUUCAGCAUCAGUUAUAGUUCUUUACCCAGGACGAUGGCGGACAUUUCCUAUCCAGCGCAAUGCUUCCUUGCCACCAAGUCCUGGAAAACGCAGGCCUGGUUUGAUUGGACCGAGUUCACUUCCACUAGGGUCACUAACCCCAGUUCCUAUUGUUGAGGAUGCACCUAAAGCUCUUUCUCCUGAAGGCAUCCUGAGGAGAUAUCAAGAAGCCAUUCAAAACUAUGCAAAAUAUCAAAGUGCUGGAAUGAUUGAAACAGAAGCUUGUUUCAAAGCAGCUCAAAUUGCAAUACAACAAGGUUGUCCAUUACAAGCUGCAUCAUUUCUGAAAAAUGUUGUACUUAUCAAUUUAACACUCACUGAACAAGAAAAGAUCCAGAGAUUUCUCAGUCUUUCUGAGCUCUAUACUCAAAUGGGAUUUCAUCGAAAAGCUUCUCUAUGUAGAAGGCUAGCUGCUACUAGGCAUGUGUCAGAUCAAAACAGACAGCCUGACUGGACUCAGUGCUACAAUCUGAUGCUUCAAGCAUUAGAUGGACAUAGGCUGUCACUUGAUCCAACAGAACGCGCGACUGGUGGCAUUGCUGAGGGCUGGCCUGCAUUGCAAAUUCAUCUCCUACAACAAUUGGUUGUUGCUGCUAGAAGAAUGGGUCAUUCAGCUCUUGCAACACGUCAUAUGACUUUUCUACUUCAAACUAUGUGGCAUCACUUGAACCCAAAAGAGCAGCGAGAACUGACAAAACAGCUUCAAAAGCUUGCUUCAGAAUGUGAGGGGGCACCAGUCCCCCUAGUCUUAGACUCCCGUGCUGUUAUUCCUCCUGCAAAUUUAACAAAUAUUCCAUUGGCAAAGAAUUUUCGACUCCAGGAUUUGCCUUUGCAUCUUAGGCCUCAAAAAAUACAAAAGCUGAAAGAGGACAUGGGACCGUUUUUGUACACUCCUAUUUCUUUUGGUUCCCUGGAUCGCAAAAGCACCAAAUCUCUGAGCAGGAUGGACUAUGUUUGGGUCGAAGGUGACAUGUGUGAAGUGCUGUUGGAUCUUUAUAAUCCAUUACCAUUUGAACUAAAAGUUUCCAACAUGAGAUUGUUAGCAAGUGAAGUUGUCUUUGAAAGCAUUCCAUCAUCAAUUGUUCUUCCCCCUGACUCUGGUCCAAAUACUGUUGUUUUGGCUGGUGUUCCUAAAGAAGUAGGAGAGCUUGAAAUCCAAGGUUAUUCAACUCAUACUCUUGGUGUGAAAUCUAACUGUCAGCUUCGUCAUAUGCGUCACAUGCCUCAACCAUCAUUUACUGUGGAAGUUGUCCCUGCCCUGCCUCAUAUGGAGAUGUCAACUAAUGAUCAAAAAAAUAAUAAUCUACAACUACCACCAGUGGAUGCAUCAGUUUCUAUUACCACCAUUUCUAAAUCUCUCUAUGCCGGUGAAAGCACUGAAUGUCAAGUCACAAUAUUAAACUCUGGAUCCCAACCCAUUGAACUGCUGGAAAUAUCAGCUCAAUGUGUGUUGGAUCCAAGUCAGUUAAAACAGGUUUUGCAGUGGAGUGCAGAUAAUAUUCAAGCACAACUUCCAUUACAUCCAGGAGCAUCAGCCAGCUUUACUCUUUAUCUGCACGGACAUGCAGAGUAUAUUGCUCCCCCACGCAGUGAUGUGAAUGAUGGUGGUAGCCAGCCAAGUAGCCUUCUCUCAGGGCCCAGCUCACUUCCAUCCCGCCUUAGCUCCUUAGCAUCAACACCUCAGCCAUCUCGUCAUGCUCAUCACAAUGAGUUGUCAUCAGGCUCAUUUCGCUCCCAAAUAAGUAGUCGCUCUGGUAGUAGCAUUGGAUCAUCAAGGCUCAACCCCAAGAUUUAUGACCCAUCUGCACCAAAAGUCAUAGAUUGCCAGUUGAAGCUAAGGUACUCAGGAGGGCCUGGUUUGGAAGCUGGCUAUUGCCGUGUUAAAUCAAUUUCUCUCAGCCUAGAAAUUUUGCCAUCUAUUCUUAUUACAAGCUGGGACGUUCUACCAGCUGAAACGAGCUCUCAAUUUUAUCUGGUACUGGACGUUACCAACAAAACAUUGGGAGAAUUAGAACUCUUUUACGCUGAUGGGAAAGUUAUGCUCCUAGAGGGAAAUGAAGAAUGCCGUAUUGCUGUACCUGUGGAACGCUGCCCUCUUUCCAAGCUAUCAAAGUUGUACCAAAACAUUGAACUAACUGAUGUUGAGAAAGCAGAAUUGGAUUCAGUGUGCAGUGAUCAUGUAGCCUCUCUUGUUGACCUCAAGUGGGUUUUACCUGUGAGUAACAGGAGUGGGAAAGCCUCCUUGCGUGGAUUGCCUCUUACUUCUGAUAUGCUAGAUAUUGUCAGAAUGUCACCAUUGCAAUGGGAGGUACUUCUAAAUAAGGAAAUAGCCAAGCCUUUAUCAGAGUUGACAUGUGUGGCAGGUCAAUGUUUACAACUUGGUGUAACAGUUCAGAACUAUUUGGAUUGGCCACUUCACAAUGUUGCCCUUUCUUUGAAGUUCUUCCAAGAGUAUCAGAGUGGUAUAAGGAACUACAGACUAGAUUCACAACUAGCUGUCGCUGGUGCUCCAAAUGUGUUAAUUACUCAGUUGGACGAUCAAAGCAGUGUAUACCACGAAUGCAAUGUUGUUUUCUUCAUGCCAGGUUUGUAUAAAAUAGACAUCCAGUGUUCUUCUGUAGGUAACUGUUCAGGUGCUCAUCCUCCAGGAGACGCCACUGAGUCUACACCUGCUCACACAUGGAAACUUAUUCCGCCUAUUGAAUUAACUGUGACUGAUCCUUGAAAAUCCAUACAUACAAUGUCUGGAUUAAAUCAGUAUUAGCACCAAUUGAAUUGUAAAUUAUGUCUUGUAGAGUUUGUUUCUCUAGCAAGGUCUAAUAUGUGCCAUCCUAUUAUAUUUUCAUGAUGUUGUAGGUGACAAUUUAUGAAAAAAUGUUAUAGUGCUCAAUCUGGAACCACUUGAUCAGUGCAGAUACCUAAGUACACAAAGCAGUCUUUGAACUGUAUGGUUAUUUCAUGAGGUAGUUACAAUAUUCAAAAGGAAAGUAUUUUUUCCACUUGUCCAUUUAUUUAUAUGGCUUGUUCUAAUUUAAGUGGUAUUAUUAUGAACAUUCUGUGCCAACUGCUUUGCUAUUGUCAAUGCUCGAGUUUUCAGUGAUAUUAAAUUUUGGGAAUAUUCAAUCGAGUCAGUUUACAUAUACCUACCAAUGGCAAUAUGUUUUGUCUAAUAUGUCACUAGAGCAACUAUGAUAGUUGUGCCUAAAUUUCAAAUUGACUUUUUGCUGAAUACUAGUAUUAUUACUGCUCAUUUAUAAAAGAAAAACCCUCCACCCAUAUUAUUUUUUAUGUAGAUCAUAACACCAACUAUUGUACUAUAUAAUAGUUUAUCAAAUUUUCAUUAUAUUCAUUUUCUUUCUUGUUUUUUUAGUCAUACUGACAUAGGAUACAUAUUGGACUGACUUUCAUAUAGAAACACUCUCUCACUGUUCUGUUAUGAAGUGUACCUUUGAUCUAUUUGUCUUUCUAUAGUUGAACUGCAUUGAUGCACUGAGCAAUGUAGAUAAGGGAGUUUUGUAUGUGACCAUAUUCAUAUUUCUAGUGUAAGAAACAUUCCAUUUGGCCACUUUAUUUGGCUCUGUUGAUUUUUGAAUGAGACAAGAAGGUACUGCUCUAUAUUGCUGGUUAUAAGCAUGAGAAUACUGUGGUGAGCAAAAUUACUUUGUGUUUCCUAUGUUUUGUUGUAUUUUUCACAUUUCACAAGUACUGUCCCUGUCGAUUGCGUAGCCUACAUAAUUCACCUUCAUCUUGUUAUUUUUGCAUUGUUAUAUACUGUACUACAGUAGUAAGUGUGAUUUCUUUGUCUUUCCAACACUGUUACUCUUACUCUAAAUACGUUCCAUCUUUUAGAUUUCUUUUUUAGUACAAGUCAAUGUGCCUUUGUCAUAAUUCAUUUUGAAUGUUCUAGUCCUGUCUGUAAAAUUUGAUCUUUGUUGUCAAUUUUGUUUUCUGUUGUUUACCCUUAAGAUGUUUUUGUUUUCUUUCUUUGCAACAUUCAAAUCUCUUGAUGAGUAUACAAGUUCUUUGAUCCAUGUUGUAAUAAAUAUUCAGUUCUUUCUUGUUUAAUGGAAAGCUCUCUAUUUUGACGAUUGAAUGUAAUACCUGAAUGGUAGCAUAAUAUUACUGUAUUACCCUCUUCCAAAAUGUAUAUGUUUUUCUCCUCUUGGGAAUCAUAAAGACAACUACUCCGUGAUAAUGAUAUGCUGAAAAUUGUUAACUGCUCAAUAGCCUCUAUGGUCAUAUGGGUGUAAUGUCUCUGAAUGUUGAAAUAAUAGAUAAUAAUAUUAAUAAAGACUUGUGUCAUUUUAGUCUCUAUGUUGUGCUGUCAAUGUGUUGUGCUCACACUUAGCUUUAUGGUUUGUUGUACUGUAACAUUUUAAUGUGUUUUAAAUGCCAUUGGUUUAGUGAAAUUUUAGUUGUAAGAUAAGACUGAAUGCUCCGAGGCAUUGUUGAAAAAAAAGCAAACCGAGCAUUUUGUUAGCUAUUGUGCAAAAUUGUCACACUGUUAUUGACUGUUCUGAAAUUUAUUUAUGGUAUCGAGGUUUAUAUGCAGACUAUUUAGCCGAAAUAAAAGUUUAUUUUUCUGUUGA
Messenger RNA from Frankliniella occidentalis (western flower thrips), 5706 nucleotides. It is a transcript of the gene brun, whose product is annotated as protein brunelleschi. The transcript has 23 exons. Lineage: Eukaryota; Metazoa; Arthropoda; Insecta; Thysanoptera; Thripidae. Bases 207 to 3842 code for a protein of 1211 amino acids. Gene Ontology annotation, cellular component: trans-Golgi network. The record is from RefSeq and is a predicted model, not a curated record.